AUGAGCGGGAUCACAAUUUGUCGGCCGCGCCGGUAUGGCGCGUGGGCUGUCGACAGCCGCACGUGGGCGCGCCUGAGUACGAAGGACCACCUCCACGACACGGCAAGUGCUGUCGACUGCCGCGCCUGCCAGAACCUCUUUACGUGUUUUCGCCGCAAGCGCCACUGCCGCCACUGUGGCUCGGUCGUCUGUCGCGCCUGCCUCGAGAUCGUCGACGUCCACGACACGACGGACGACAAGCGCCGCCGCCGCACGGUUCAGAUCUGCAUUGAAUGCUGCGUGCGCCACGUCAUGGACACGCUGCCCGCCAAGUCGGCCCGCGGGCUUGCGACGCUGUCGCGAAGCCACUCGGCGCUGCAGCCGCCGACGCGCCGCCGACCGAACGGCGCGAGUCGUCGUCUCGAGGUCGUCGCCGAGGCCGACACGGCGCGUCUUGAGGACGUUUGCAAGGCCGCAGCCGCCGCCUACAACUGCCCCAUGGCCGGCGUAAGUCUCGUCGACGGCGACACCGAGCGCUGCAUUGCCUCCCAUGGGUUCUCUACGGCGUCGGUGCCCCGAGCGACGGCUUUUGGCGCCCACGUCGUGCAGAGCGCGUCUCCGGUCGUGGUCCUCAACACGGGCGAUCGCGACCACGCGUCACCGAUGGCCGCCCAGUUUUACGCCGGCGUUCCGCUGCACACGUCGUCCGGCGCGGUCGGCGGCACGCUCUUUGUGCUCGACACCAAGCCGCGCACGGCAUCGGUGCGCACGGGGCGCCUCGAGCAGCUGGCGUCCAUGGCGUCGGACGCGCUGCAUCCAGAUGAGAGCGCAACCCUCAUCUCGGUGCCCGUGCUCGAGUCGGUUGUCACGGCCGUGCUGAGUCCGAGCUCGUCGCAUUCGGUGUCGUCGCCCUCUGCCGUCUUGUCGCCGAACGACAUGCACCUGAUCCUGACGUCGCUUUUACGCGAGCAAGACCGCACGGACGCGAUCUUGGCCUCGUUCGUGCACGCGCGGUAGCACCAAGUGUUGUUAGUACAUUGUAGUCGACACCGUAAUCGUCCGUCGCAGUAGGAAGGACAGUCCACGUGUAUAUAAACCUCCGCAUGCGAAGAUGCUCUUUCC
Saprolegnia parasitica CBS 223.65 is the source of this 1101-nucleotide messenger RNA. RefSeq lists its product as hypothetical. NCBI's taxonomy places the organism in Eukaryota, Oomycota, Saprolegniomycetes, Saprolegniales, Saprolegniaceae. Gene Ontology annotation, molecular function: metal ion binding. The transcript has 2 exons. The record is from RefSeq and is a predicted model, not a curated record. The coding region runs from base 1 to 996 and encodes 331 amino acids.